AUGUCAAACUGAAGUGAUUAACAUCAUAAAAAGGUGAUUGACACCAUGCUGAAGUGAUUGGCAUAAUACAUUAUUGACUGACUACCCCAUAUAAAUGAGUAAUAUCACAUUAGAGUGGUUAGCUUAAUGAAGUGAUUCUUGAGACCAUUUCUUUAAUAUGACCCUUCAAUCAACCUAAAGUACAAUGUACAAACACUAGACAGCUAGUCAAAUGAGCCAACUUAGAACAAGGCAUUUCUCCACCUAAUGAAGGCUUUUACAAGACGAGCUAGAAAGCUAGAGCAAACAGUCUCAUUUAUCCAUAUAUUUACGACAGGUGUUUAAAUGGUUUAUGGAGCUCAUUAAUGUUAACAUAUUAUCGCAAACUGAAGAUUGAGGAAAAAGCGAUUUGUCAAGCUGGCUGUGAAUAACAGUGUAAAGUAAACUUAAUACAACAAAGAGUAUGGGGAUUAUGCAAAAAUGAACAACCGCACCAAUCUAUCAUAACACGUAUGGAUUAAAUGUUAGAUGCGGCAGUAAUCAUUUGUUGGCAAUAUCUAUGCUGAAUACCGCAAAAGAGACACUUUAAUGGAUAGCGGGGGAUGAAGUGAAAAGCUCUUGGAGGAUUAACAAUGUAACGUUAAGUAUACAUGAUAUAUCGUCACAAAUUAACGUUCAUAAUAUACCUGUACAUUAACAUUCAAGGACAACUCAUUGGGAAAUUACUGAAAUAACUUCAUUGAAGGUACAAUUGAAAAACUGCAUGGAGUUAAAAAUUCCUGAACUUAGCGAAAGAAACAAAAGAAAAAACAAUCGAAAUGGCUAUUAAUCAAUCGGAGAAUAAAAUUAAGAUAUUUGCAUCUUUAGGCCAAUAAAAAAAAUUAAGAUGGGAGAUACGCUGCAUGUAAAACCUGUCAAUGGGAAUAAUCAAAGCCUACCAUGGAAUAACAUUACAACUGGUGGAAAAGAUGAAAUCAUGGCAGCCAAUCCGAUAUAUAAAAUUGAAGACAUCCAAAGAAACUCCACAUUGGUGUCCAAUGAGACGAGUGCCAUGGAAACAGUGGCUGAAAACAACUGGGCAUACCUAAUAUGCAUCGUCAUAGUAAUAGCAGCCAUCACAGGUAACCUGUUGGUUGUCUUGGCAGUGAGGCAUGAAAGGAAACUUCAGACAAUGUUUAACUAUUUUCUUGUUUCCCUGGCGAUCAGUGACCUAACAACAGCUAUAGCAGUCAUGCCUAUAGCCAUACUAAAAGAUUUCUUAGGGUAUUUCCCACUUCCAACCCAAGUGUGCGUCGUGUGGUAUUGCCUCGAUGUCUUCCUCACAUCUGCCAGUAUAAUACACAUGUGCGUCAUAUCAGUAGAUCGCUACUUCUCGCUACGCUACCCAUUAAAAUAUGGAAGGACAAAACGCAAACGCUAUGUGAUACUUAAGAUAUUCAUUGUGUGGGUACUAUCCUUUUUUAUUGCUGGACCCCCAUUUAUUGUAUCUUAUAUUCUACAGAUUGACGUGUCUGAUUAUAAAGGAUGUGGCCCUGAGACACCAUUGUAUAUCGUAUUUAGUUCCAUUGCUUCAUUUUAUCUUCCAUUAUUUGUGAUGUCAUUCACAUAUCCAAUGACGAUCUACGCACUGAACAAGCAGAGAAUACUUGUAUCUUCAAAGCAAACAAAAAAGAUGGAGCGUCUGAAUAAAAAACAAAUGAAAGUAUCAGCCGCUUCAAAAUUUCUUGUACAGAAUGUAGCAUAUAUGGAUGUUAAUCGUGGAAGCCUAAAAAAUAAACGCAAUGGUGCUGAAAAUUUAAACAGCUCAUUCACCGAUAUUACAGGAGACGCAAUGGGGAACAUAAUGGACCAAUCUUGUCCAGCAAUUGGGUCGUGCCCUGAUCUAAGCAUAACAUGUGAAAAUGAAGCAACUAGCACAAGUAGCAAUACAGAUAAUAUGACAGUGUCUGAAGAUACUACCAAUAUUGAUAGUACUAUAACUCCUCAAGCUAACGAAGCACUUGGUCUUCCUAAGAGGAGGCUCACUAAAGCUUUUUCAUGUACAGACUUCGCAAGAAUUGCUUCAGCCAAAAAAAUGUAUGCUGAUUCAUGGAAUGAUCUAUCUGAGAAACAGGAAAAGGCAUCAAGAUCUAGAAAUGUAUCUUGGCUACAUAGAAAUUUCUCACAAACUGGUGACAAAUAUAAUUCAGAUGCUUAUAUUCAACAAACCAGGACUCCGGGCAGUAAGAAAAGAGGAACAGCCUCCUUCCGUAGAGCACUCUUUGCCCACCAGAUGCAAACCAAUGGAAAGAUAGGAGGAAUACAUGAUAUACCAGCUAUACAUAUCGAAUCUAACUCUCCUUGCGAAAGUUUUCAGCAUAUCCAAAAUGCUUCCCCUAAAAAUCUACACCAGAAGCCAAACAGUUUGAGCAUAUCAGAGAAAAGUUUUGAUCGCAACAUAAUGAAAAGUUUAAAAAGUUUAAGUUUAUCAGAUAAACAGGAAAUAAGUUUGAGUUUAACUUCUCUUAGUUCAACAGAUGGCUUAAGUGAUCUAUAUAUCAAUGAUUCAAUGGCUUUGUCUUCAUCAUCUCUAGCAUCUUCUGUACACGAGAGUGAUUUACAGGAGACGCCCAAUCAUGAUUGGUAUGAAUGGAAGUAUGGAGCUUCACCAGGUGAGUUCUUCAAGUCAGCUGCAUUGACUGUGAGAAAGCAAAUCCAAUGCGGAAAUGUGUUUAUGGAUAUACUACAACAACAACAGGAAGAACAGAAAAAUCUUAAAGAAAUCCAGCGUAAAAAUGAAGCUGCAGCUAAACGAAAUAAAAAACAUAACCAUGCAAACACUAAACCAAACUCAAUCACUUAUCUUAAAGAAGUGCAAAAGAGGAAAUCAAUCAAACUGAAGAAACACAUGCUUAAAGAAAAACGAGCUUCACAAGUGCUUGGGAUUAUGUUUGGCAUCUUUGUGCUUCUAUAUAUGCCAUUCUUUGUGACAUAUGUGAUCAGUGGUGUAUGCUCCAAGUGUAGACAGCAGCUCACCCCUCUAAUGGUAACUACAUUUGAGUGGCUGGCUUGGACAGCAUCGGCAGUAAAUCCAAUCAUAUAUCAAAUAUUUAACCCUGAAUUUAGAAAUGCGUUCAGGAAAAUACUCAAAUGUCAAUGUAAUACUCUAUCCAAUGGUUUCAAAAAGAUCAAUUUUAAACCAAGGUCUUGGUAAUUAAAUUGCAACAGAUCAGUACAAUGUACCACAUAUUAAACCAAGAAUUUAUGUCACUAUCUGCAACAAACAAUACAGUAAACCAAAACGUUUAAGUCACUAUUUCAAAGUGUUAUUGUAAUAUACAUCAAAUUUAACGAAGAAUUUAUGUCACUUUAUAUAGCAGUGUCAUUGAAACUUCUAUCCACAGUUUAAUUGUAAUAUACAACAUAUUAGACUGAGAAUUUAAUGCACAUUAUUUUCAAGCAGACUUACAUAGUAAGGGGGGGGGGUCCAUACUUUGAGGACACCCUGUAGAAUUGAUGUGUUAGUGUUGCAUAGUUAUUAUAUAUUGGCGAUUUCAGUGUGUAGCCUUAUCAACCUUGUUGAUGGAAUAACAACUGUUUCAAAUUGAAACCAUAAUUUGGGGAAUUUAGGGAAAAUGUUAUUUAUUAAAUUUAAUGAAACUUAAUAACAAUAUAAUGUAAUAAUAACGCAUUAUACACUUUGGGGUUGCUAAUGUCUUUUACUUAACUGAACAUUAUAUUAAACAACAAUAAUGUACAUCUUGAAAGUAACCUAUGUUCAAUUUUGACAUGGGCUAAAACUUCUGGAAGAU
Molecule: messenger RNA, 3770 nt
Organism: Owenia fusiformis
Lineage: Eukaryota; Metazoa; Annelida; Polychaeta; Sabellida; Oweniidae
Source: the annotation of a GenBank genome assembly